Messenger RNA from Ambispora leptoticha, 215 nucleotides. The record is from the annotation of a GenBank genome assembly. Lineage: Eukaryota; Fungi; Glomeromycota; Glomeromycetes; Archaeosporales; Ambisporaceae.
CUGGAUAUUUGUCUGGCGAUUUUAAAGAUAUUACUAACGAGGAACCAAGGCGAGUGAAGUAUUUCUUUAAGGAUAAUUCUGAUUCAUUCCGUCCUGAUUCAAGACGUCAACAAUCGCAAAGAGGAUAUGAGGAUGAAUACGAACCUGAAUACUACGACGAUGAACGCCCACGCGCACGCGGCUUACACGACAAAUACAUCCGAUCAAAAUUUUGA